Chenopodium quinoa (quinoa) is the source of this 2808-nucleotide messenger RNA. Its product is annotated as peroxisome biogenesis protein 5-like. The record is from RefSeq and is a predicted model, not a curated record. The transcript is spliced from 16 exons. Gene Ontology annotation, cellular component: peroxisomal membrane; cytosol. Gene Ontology annotation, biological process: protein import into peroxisome matrix, docking. Gene Ontology annotation, molecular function: protein binding. Bases 377 to 2605 code for a protein of 742 amino acids. Lineage: Eukaryota; Viridiplantae; Streptophyta; Magnoliopsida; Caryophyllales; Amaranthaceae.
AACAAAAAAUAAUGAAGUAAUAAUUAAUAAAGGGAAGGUCACGGAGACACGGAGUUCUUCAAUUAUCAUAAUUAUCAACAUUGCCUCCGAGCUUUCUCUACUCCGUUGGAGCGACUUUUGAGCUUUCACGACUCCAUUGAAGCGGCUUCUGAGCUUUCUAUAUUCCAUUGAAGUAGAUUUCAAGAUGUGUUCUUCACAACUUUAUACUCAAAGUCAGGUAAAUGCAAUUUAUCAACAUUGGCAAUCCAAUUUCACACAAGUUAGAAUUAGCGAGUCAGAGAGAGGACCGUACGAGCGGUGAAGAGGAAGGCGAGAGGGUGGUUGGAGAUUGGAGAGAGAGGGUAAAUCAUCUUCACCAGCUAAAUCUGGUCUUAUCAUGGCGAUGCGGGAUUUGGUUACAGGUGGUGCUUCUUGUAACGAUUCCGGCUCAUCCUCCUCUUCUAAUCCUCUGGGUUCUCUGGCCAACGCCCUUAUUGGCUCAUCCUCCAAAACCCAGGAAAGGUUGAAGGAGAUCCCUACGUCAACUUCCUCAGGUUCCAGCAAUCAAUUUUACUCGAAUUCUGAUGAGCAGUUGACAGCUCUUCCUGGUUCAGAGUCAGAAUAUCAUUUUAACCAACACUCAGCUGGCCAGGAUGUGGGCUUUCUUCACAACUAUCGUUCCGCUAGUCAUAGUGGAUUUACGGAAGCUUGGGAUGAUAUACAACCUGAGAGGGAAUCAAAUUUUCUUGAAUCACGGCACAUCUAUAAUGAAGGAUUUGCUACUCAAACUCAACAAUCUUGGGAUGGACCACCACAAAAAAUAUUGUCAGGUUUUCUGCAUUCCUUUGUUGAUAGUAGCCGUUUUGGUGCACCUUUUCGUCCCACUGCACUACCUAUGUUGGGGUUGACCAAAGGGGAAAAACAAUGUAUUCGUAAUCGCAGCAGCAUAAUGGCUCGACAUUUUUUUGCCGACAAGAGUGAGGAAUACAUUAAUGCGCAGGUGGAUGCAUUACUAUGUUCUCUGGAUAUUGACAAUGAUAUUCAAUUAAAGGGACCUCUGCCUGGUAGGGUAAGGGAGCUGGAAGAGUACUGGAAUGAGUCACAAGGGGUUCGUGCUCCUGUUGCUGAUGGCUGGGUUGCCGAAUAUAGGCAGAACAAGCCGGAACUUUUCAAUCCAAAUGGUUGGGCCAAUUUAUUUGAGCAGGAACACGGUCCUAAUGGUUGGGCCUCAGAGUUUGAGCAUGAUCAAGCUCAGGCUGUAUCUCUAAAUCAAUCAAAUCAACAUAUGUCAAGGCUAGCUGGAAUGGAGCAAACCCGUAUUCUUGCACACACAUUAGCCCAAAACAACGAUCCCAAGUUUCAGAACUCAAGAUUUCUUCAAUUCGUAUCAAAGAUGAGUCGUGGUGAACUUUUUGUUGAAGGAAAUCAAGUCAAGGAGAGUUCAAUAUCUGCGUCUGGGGACUGGGGAGCAGAAUACCAACAACAUCAUGAUGGGGGUCUUUCAUGGGCUGACCAGUUUUCUAAAGAGCUCCCUCGUGGUGAAGACAAAUGGGUUAAUGAAUUUACUAGCGCAAGAGAAAAGGAAUUGUUGGGGGAUGACAAGUGGGUAGAUGAGUUCUCCAAGUUAAACGUCCAAGACUGGGUAGGAGAAUUUGAGCAUCAAACUGAAGGUGCAGUUGGUGAGGAUAUUAUGGACAGCUGGGCUAGUGCUUAUGAUGAGUAUCUCAAUGAACAGUCUGUUGCCAAGCAUAAUUCAGAUUCCUCAAAGGGUGUCUAUGUAUUUUCUGACAUGAACCCCUAUGUUGGUCACCCUGAUCCUCUAAAAGAAGGGCAAGAGCUGUUUAGAAAGGGGCUAUUAAGUGAAUCUGUGCUUGCUUUAGAGGCUGAAGUCUUGAAGAAUCCUGGCAAUGCUGAAGGCUGGAGGUUAUUAGGAAUAGCUCAUGCAGAAAACGAUGAUGAUCAACAGGCUAUAGCAUCGAUGAUGAGGGCUCAAGAAGUUGACCCCACAAACCUAGAAGUUCUUCUUGCUCUUGGAGUGAGUCAUACAAAUGAAUUGGAGCAAUCUGCUGCACUGAAAUAUCUGUACCAGUGGCUUCGCAAUCACCCAAAAUAUGGGACACUUUCACCUGAAGAGCUGCCUGAUUCUCUUUAUUAUGCUGAUAUUGCAAGGAUUUUCAAUGAGGCUGCUCAGAUAUCACCUGAGGAUGCUGAUGUCCAUAUUGUAUUGGGUGUACUUUAUAACUUAUCCAGGGAAUAUGACAAAGCCAUUGAUUCAUUUAAGACAGCCAUAAAACUAAAACCACAUGACUACUCCCUUUGGAAUAAGCUGGGUGCCACACAAGCUAAUAGUGUUCAGAGUGCAGAAGCAAUAGAUGCUUAUCAGCAGGCCCUAGAUCUGAAGCCCAAUUACGUUCGUGCAUGGGCAAAUAUGGGUAUCAGCUAUGCCAACCAGGGCAUGUACGAGGAAUCUAUCCGUUACUAUGUUCGUGCGCUUGCAAUGAAUCCAAAGGCAGAUAAUGCGUGGCAGUAUCUGAGGAUUUCUUUGAGUUGUGCUUCAAGAAAUGACAUGUUGGAAGCAUGUGAUUCUCGUAAUAUUGAUGUCCUUCAGAAAGAAUUUCCGCUUUGAAUGUCUUUAUACCCUGUGAACAUUAUGAUAUGAUCUGGACAUAAAACAUUGAUGUAAAUUCAUAGCGCUCUAUUAUUGAUUACAUUUUUUAGAUUUUGUAGCUGGGCAGCAUUUCUCUAACAAUGUUGACAGUUGCCUGUAAAAGCUUUGAAGACACGGCUGAAAUAGUUGAUUAUCCUUUGAGAAGAUUCUCCGAGAGCUAA